UCUUUUUCAUCUCUUUUUCAUCUCUUUUUCAUCUCUUUUUCAUCUCUUUUUCAUCUCGCUCUCACGCACUUUUCUUAAUUCCAAACAAUGGUCGAGAUCAAGAACCCUCUGUACGAUACCGCCUGCCUGUCCACGCAAGCUCUGCACGCCGAUGCUCACCUCCAGGUGACCUCGGACGUUGCUCCGGCGAUCAGCGUCAGCACGACAUUCGAGUACGCCAAGACCACAGUCGACGCCUGCAACUACGGCCCCGACCAGCGCUACGCCUACUCUCGCGAGAGCACCCCGACGACAACCAAGGCCGAGUCCGUCCUCAGCACAAUCACCGAGGGCCACGCCGUCCUCUACGGCUCAGGCCUCACCGCCUCCCUGGCCGUUCUCCUGCAGUACAAGCCCAAGAAGAUCGCGCUGGGCGAGAGCUACUUCGGCGUCCGCAAGGUCAUUGAGCAGUACCGCGCGCUGGUGCCGAAUGUGCAGGUGGUUGGGUCAGAGUGCUCGUACGAUGGCGUUGACCUUGUGUGGCUGGAGUCGCCGGUGAACCCCACCGGCGAGGUGAAGGACAUUGCCGCAUAUGCGCUGCGCGCCCAUGCUGCUGGCGCGGUGCUGGUCGUGGAUGCUACGCUGGCACCGCCCCCAAUCAGCUACCCGUUCCGCCAGGGCGCCGACGUGUACCUCGGCGGCCACUCCGACCUCCUCGCCGGCGUCGUCGUCGUGCGCGCAGCCACCGGCGCUGUCGCCUUGCGCGAGACCCGGUACGUGCUGGGCCUGGGCACCGGCAGCCUGGAGACCUGGCUUCUUCUGCGCUCGCUGCGCACACUCUCUGUGCGCGUCAAGCAGCAGUCGGUGACCGCAACGCGGCUGGUCUCCUUCCUCGAGAGCAUCCGCCGCUCGGCCAUCACCACCCAGUGCCACAAGCCGUGCGAGGAGCAGCUGUCGCUUGGCCGCCAUAUUGCUUCGGUGCAGCACGCGUCGUUGCAGCUUAACGGUGCCCAGUGCAACCCCAACAUUGCCCUGCAGCACCCCAAUGGUUUUGGCGCGGUUUUCGCGGUGAGCUUUGCGUCCAAGUCCCAGGCGCUGUUUGUUGCCCGCGCGCUGGGCCUGCACCGCUUUGCGACGAGCCUCGGCGGCGUUGAGUCGCUGGUUGACUGGCGCUACGGAUGGGAUAGCUCGGCUCAGCCGACCCUGCUGCGCAUUAGCGUUGGUCUGGAGAGCUUUGACGACCUGGCCAAGGACUGGAAGCAGGCCCUGCAGGCCCUUGAGGUGUCUGAGCGCAAGGCCGCCAAGCUGUAAGAAAGCCGAAUCCCUGUUUGCUGAAUAAAGGAGCAUUUUUUAUUGACAACAAAGAAUUCAAUGGUGAGCAAUCACAAUCACCUUUUGUUCAUGGCAUGGCCCAUGUGCGGCCCAGUCUUCCGAAGAGUACGCCAAAAAAGGCUCUUAUUUUUGGGUUAAUGGUUUUGCCGUGAUAUUGUCCGAGCGGGUACCAAAACAGCAAAAAACAGUAUUUAGAGAUCUUGGCCGAUCAUUUUUCUUUUUUCCUUUGCAAAAGGGGGUGAUUAAAAAAUUCAAGGCUCACGCAUAGAAAGAGCGGAGGGGGAUAGGGAUUUGUAUGAGUGAAUGAAUGAGUGAAUGAGUGAAUGAAUGUAUGUGGGGAGAGAGAAAAAGCGGAGGCGGAAGAGGGGGAUGAAAAGGAGAAACUAAAAAGGGGGAUAGGGGAUAAGGGUUGAGUUGUAAAAUUAGCAUCCAUUUUUUUU
This is a messenger RNA of Kickxella alabastrina, 1751 nucleotides long. Its product is annotated as Cys/Met metabolism PLP-dependent enzyme-domain-containing protein. The record is from RefSeq and is a predicted model, not a curated record. The transcript has 2 exons. Gene Ontology annotation, molecular function: carbon-sulfur lyase activity; pyridoxal phosphate binding. Gene Ontology annotation, biological process: transsulfuration. Bases 88 to 1290 code for a protein of 400 amino acids. Gene Ontology annotation, cellular component: cytoplasm. Lineage: Eukaryota; Fungi; Kickxellomycota; Kickxellomycetes; Kickxellales; Kickxellaceae.